AUGGAGCCCGCCGUGGAGCGACUGGCUGUAGGCUACGAUGCUGAAGAGGAGCGCAAGUUUAAGCGCCCAACAUCAGCCAUCACCACGGCCCCGGGCACACAAAGGCGACCCAGACACAGGCGCCAGCAUCGGCCCGCGGCAGACUGUGAAACGUCGGUUUUGAGUGCGCCUCACCCUUGCGCCCCUCAGACAUUGAGCAGCUUUUAUGAGGCAGGGGGCUGGGUGUUUCAUGGGGAGAGUGGUGGUUGCAGUGGGGAUGGAGGCUGUGGGGUCCUGUCGCUGCUUACCCUGAAUCCAGUACAAAUUUCCUGUGUCGCGGACAGAGUGAAUUUUACUAGACAACAUGAUUAUGAAAACGAAAGCAGCAGUAUAAUACUGCAGAAAUGGGAUACGGGUUCCCAAGGAGAGCAGAAAGCACUUACAUCUAAUAUAUCUACAACUGCACAGGAAGCACUGAAGCCAUCAAUACGCCGAGCCACAGGUCCCUGCACUUUCCCAUGUCUAAAUGGAGGCCAUUGUAUUCAUUCAGACUCCUGCAACUGCAGCUUAUAUCAAGGCACUGGGCGGCGGUGUCAGAAAGUUCCAAACACAGGUUUUGAGAGAGAGAUGACAUGCCGAUCGUGGGGGCAGUACAACUUUGAGACCUUUGAUGGGCUGUACUUUUACUACCCUGGCAAAUGCACGUAUACUCUGCUGAGGGACUGUGAAGACGCCACGCAGUCCAGUGUUCUCAUCCAGAUUCACAAUGACCCAGACUGUGGGCCCUCUCCCUACACUUGUGCCCGGUCUGUCAGCCUCUUUCUGCCAUGGGAAGGGGAGAUCAGGUUGCAAAACUUCACAGUUACCUUUAAAGGCCAAAGUGUUCAGCUCCCGUAUAACAUCCAUGACAUUCAACUGGAGAGGAUAUCUCAGUACAUCCUGGUCACUCAGCAGCACGGCUUCACUCUGGCCUGGGAGGGCUACAAUGGCUCCGUCUACAUCAAGAUGAGCCCAGAGUAUGUGGGCAGGACCUGUGGGCUGUGUGGGAAUUUCAACGCAGAUGUUCAGGAUGAUCUGAAGACCAGCUAUGGUGUUGUCACUGAAGAUGUGGCCAUGUUUGGGAACAGCUGGACGGAGGAGGAGCCCCACCAAGCCAGCUGCCCCAUGGUGCCCUCCUUGUACCCGUCCCCCUGUGCUGACCAGGAUGCCCACACUCGUCUGAAAGUUGAAGAAGUUUGUGCAACACUGCUGAAGAGCCCCUUUAAAUCAUGCCAUGAGUUUGUCAGCCCUUAUUCUUUUAUGGCCAGCUGCUCAAACGACCUUUGUCUGUCUGGUCCCAGUGGUGAUGAAGUAUGCCAAGUAUUUACAGAGUAUGCCAGGGCCUGUGCCCACGCAGGUCACACGCUGCAUGACUGGAGAUCUCACAUACAAGCUUGUGCUGUCUCCUGCCCAGUGGAACUUGUGUACAAUGAAUGCAUCACCUGCUGCCCAGUGUCCUGUAAAGUGGAGAGGAUGUGCAUCGACAGCAAGCUCCAGUGUCUGGACGGAUGCUACUGCCCCGAUGAUCUGAUCUUUGAGGAUGGGAGCUGUGUCAAGGCCUCGGACUGCCCCUGUGAGUUCCAUGGCAUGCUCUACCCCCCUGGUCAAGUGGUCCAGGAGGAGUGCAACAACUGCACCUGCCUGGGGGGAGUGUGGAACUGCACCGACUACACCUGUCCAGGUGAAUGCUCCGUCACUGGUGACAUGUUCUUCCAGUCCUUUGACGGACGUGUUUACACCUUUCCAGCCACCUGCCAGUACGUUCUGGCCAAGAGUCGCAAUUCUGGAAAAUUCACCGUCACCAUACAGAAUGCGCCUUGUGGACCAAAUCUUGAUGGGGCAUGCAUCCAAUCAGUUAACCUGGUCGUUGACGAGGAUCCAAGGACGGAGAUUACAAUGAGCCACAUUGGCGAGGUCUUCGUGUCUAGCCAGUACCGAAUCUCCCUGCCCUAUUCAGACGAGAUGUUCCAUAUCCAGGAGCUGUCCACCAUGUUCCUGCAGGUGAAGACCUCGCAGGGCCUGCGGCUGCAGUACAACUGGCGGGAGUUCCGCCUCUACCUGCAGGUGUCGGAGCUCUGGAAGGAGGACACGGUGGGCCUGUGCGGGACCUUCAAUGGGAACAUUCAGGAUGACUUCCUGGCUCCCUCUGGAAUGAUAGAGAGCACUCCACAGCUGUUUGGGAAUGCCUGGCGUGUGCCCUCUGCAUGCAUGCCCAGUCUUAGCCUGCCACAGCUGGACCCCUGCGAUGCCCACCAGCAGAUCGCCUUCUACGCAUCUCAGAUGUGUGACAUCCUGAACCAGGCGCUGUUUGCGCCCUGCCAUGCCUACCUGAGCCCGGUGCCCUUCCACCAGCAGUGCCGGGCAGACACCUGUAAGUGUGGGCAGCCCUGCCUCUGCUCCGCCCUGGCGCACUACGCCCGCCACUGCCGCCGCUUCUCCAUCAUCAUCGACUUCAGAGCUCAGGUGGCCGACUGUGCGAUCACGUGCCCAAAGACCAUGGAGUAUGGCAUGUGUGUGUCGGCGUGCCAGCGGCGAUGCCAGUUCCUCUCCAUGCCCCAUCUUUGUGGAGAUGAGUGUGAGGAGGGCUGUGUGUGCCCUCUCGGAACAUUCUACAACACGCGCACCCGCAGCUGUGUGAGAAGGAGUGAGUGCCAUUGCACCUUCUUUGGGGUGGAUUACGCACCUGGGGAUGAGAUCAUGACCUCAUCAGGUGUACAGGUUUGUCAAGAUGGAAAGAUAAUGUCUCAAAUUUCCUUCAUCAAUGAGACGUGCCCCCCUGGCCAGCGGUAUCAUGAGUGCAACCAGGUGAUGGGCAGCUUGGCCUUGAGCAAAGGUGUGGCCUGUGAGGAGACCUGCGAGUCGCACCUGCUGAACCUCACCUGCUCCGUGUACGAGCCCUGCAUCCCCGGCUGCGUCUGUCCAGAGGGCUUGCUGAAACAUGGAGAUGAGUGUUUCCGGCCUGAAGCCUGCCCCUGCAUCUGGAAAGGCAAAGAGUACUUCCCUGGGGACCUGGUCACCUCCCCAUGUCACCAGUGCAUUUGCCAGCAUGGGACGUUCCAGUGUGUCUUCCAGCCAUGCCCUUCGAUGUGCACUGCCUAUGGAGACCGCCAUUACCGCACAUUUGACGGACUGCUGUUUGAUUACGUCGGGGUGUGCAAGGUGUACUUAGUGAAGAGUAGUGUGGAUUCAAUGCUGAGUGUGUCAGCUGAGAAUGUGGAUUGUUAUGAAAGUGGAGUGAUCUGCCGAAAGUCAUUACUCAUCACCAUUGGUCGAUCUGUCAUUGCCUUUGAUGAUGACAGUGGCAAACCUAGCAUGUCGAGCGUGGUGGACAGGAGGCAGGGCAUGUACAUCUGGCAGGCAGGCUACUUCACCAUUGUGCACAUCCCUGAGGCGGAUGUCACCGUGCUCUGGGACAGGAAGACCACCGUCCACAUCCAGGCUGGACCUCGUUGGCAGGGUAAACUCUCGGGUCUCUGUGGGAACUUUGACCUGAGGACGGUGAAUGAGAUGAGAACUCCAGAGAAUAUCGAUUCUGCAACCCCGCAAGAGUUUGGAAACAGCUGGACCGCUGCCGAGUGUGUUAACAGCCCUGACAUCAGACACCCAUGCAGCUUGAGUCCCCUUCGUGAGCCGUUUGCUAAAAGGCAGUGUGGCAUUUUACUCAGUGAAGUCUUCCACGUCUGCCACCCAGUGGUGGAUGUGACGUGGUUCUACAUGAACUGCCUGGCAGAUACCUGUGGCUGCAACCGAGGAGGGGACUGUGAGUGUUUUUGCACCAGCGUGGCAGCCUACGCCCACCAGUGCUGCCAGCAGGGCAUCACCGUAGACUGGCGCACCCCCUCGGUUUGCCCGUAUGACUGUGAAUAUUACAACAAAGUUAUGGGCAAAGGGCCUUACCAGUUGACCACGUACAGGGAGAGGGACACAGUGAUCACAGCCAACAGGACCAGUGGGGUUGUUCUGCCCAGAAGGAGAUCCACUGCAGGCCAUGGGCUCCUGUCCACGUUCAUGAUGACCCCAGGCCUCAGCAGAGUGCGGCCGCAUGAUACAUCACUCGUGUCCUUUGAGGCUGCGGACAGACCAAAUUACUUCCUGCGGGUGGACAGGGGUGGCCAUCUCAGGCUUGCGAAGUGGCAGGACAGUGAGGCCUUCUUCAACCAGUGCACGUUUGUCCUGCACCGGGACACCUGGAUCCCCGGCUACGACUCGCUGGAGUCCUUCUCCAAGCCGGGCUUCUUCCUGCACUACAUGGUCUCGUGGGUUCACCUCAUGAAGUACAACCACUCCGACGGCUUCCGCAGGGCCACGCUCUUCAGGCUAGCAGCCCUGUCUUCAGAGUACCAGAUCGGACCACGGUGCCAGUGGCGGUACGAGUCAUGUGUUAGCCCCUGCUUCAGGACCUGCAGCGACCCGUCAGGCCAAAGCUGCAUCACUAUUCUAAAAGUGGAGGGAUGUCUCCCUGUCUGUCCAGCUCACAUGGUCCUGGAUGAGGUCACCCAGAGAUGCGUCCAUCUGGAAGACUGCACUAAGCCCCCAGUUGCCGUUCAGCCCAUUACGCCGUCCAGCACCGCGGCAACACCUGCAGCUGUCACUUCUGCCACCACCACAACCACUUUGGCCCCCUCCACCACACGUGCCACUCCCCCCUCCCCCACCACCACCACCACCACCACCACCACCACCACCACCAGCGUCCCCACUCAGGCCCCAUCAACCACCACCUUUGCUGUGGAGACCUUCAGCACCACAGUACGUGCCCCAACCACCAGCACUGACAAAGUGGUCACUCCAACCACUACUGUUACCGCCAUAGUGGCCACAGGGUCAACCCAGCCCUCAACCCCCAAGCCAUCUGCGCUACCAACAGGCACAUUUGAAUCCUUCUCAGCGACGGUCAGACCGGUGGUGGUGGACUCUGUGAGGACAACUGCGAGGACGUCGGCUGCCUCUCCCUCCACAGUCCCUGUGGUCACCACCACGGAGACCACAAGCAGGACACCCAGCCCCUCGACCACUCCUGAAUCUGCCAGCACUCAGAAAACGACUCCCGCGUCCCCCACGUCGCUGUUCUGGCUGACCUCCUCCACGGCCAGGACAGGCAUCACCUCACCUCCCUCCGCCACCGCCACCAAACCCACCAGCACGACUCCGGGGCCCACCAGAGUGAGCACUCUGCCUGCACUUCCAGUCUCCACCACCAGGGUUACCAGUGCAGCCACAUCCAGCACAGCUAUGACCUCUCCCCACAUCACCAGCACCUCCAGCACUAGGGCCACCAUAGCCUCUGAGCCCUCAGUAGUGACUGGCAGGACAACAGCCUCCAGAGUCUCCUCUACUACACCCACAACCAGAUCUCCAGAGACAACCCAAAGCACAACUGAGCAUCCUACACCAUCAGUCAAAACAACAACCCAUGCCACUGAGACUAGGACUACUGUAUCUGUUACAGAGACUACAUACUCACCUGCAACUUCCCCCACUCACACCGUAGCUUCUACCACAGUCAAGACCAUUCCGGAAUCCACUACAGAAUCAGCCACACCUAGUGCUGCUUUCACCACUGUGAAGACAACACCAUCCAGAGCCCCGCGGACAACCCAGCCUCUCAGCUCCACAGUACCAACAGAGCAGACAGUGCGGACGUCCCCCACAGAGCCUCGGACAUCAACGACAGUUGUUCCUGAGCCAUCCUCCAGCACACUGGCUUACACAGCUCCAACAAGGACAACAACAAUUGCUGUGCCUGCUUCGCCUACCUCAGAGCAAGCAGCUACCACGAAGAAAACUACCACAGUGGUCGCUCCAACAGCACUUUCUCCUCUGACCACUCGUAGUACUCGUACAACGCCACCACCUGAGGUAACAGCUACAACAGAGCUAACAACUACAAGAGAAACAGCGUCACCCACUGCAUAUACCUCAAGAACAUCUGGGUCACCAGAUGUGUCAACCACUGAGAAGAUUACGACGACCUCUGCGUAUGUCACUGUGGACUGGAGGCAGACUACGACCAGUCAAGCAACCACUUCCCACGCCACGCCUGUCCAGCCUGUUCUUACUGAAAUCACCUCAACCACAAGACUUCCUGAGAGACCCACAACAGCAGAGCCCAUUCAUACAGUGUCCACAACUUCACAACUGCCCAUUCAUAGAGUGUCCACGACCACUCUUUCAACAGUACGGCAAACAGAGUCCACAUCAUUGUCUCCAACUUCUGCUGUGUCCCAGGUGCCAUCCACAAAGACCACAACAUACAGACCACACGUGGAGGUCACCAGCACUACGUCCCAGCCCAGCACACGAAGAACGACAGACUGGCAGACACGUCCUCCUUAUCCAGAAACGUCUUCCACGCCUGUUGCUGUCACACACAGAGUGACCUCAGCCACCAAAACUUUUAUAUCACCUUUUCCCACAGGUGAGGCCACAUCCACGAAGACCAGCACAGCUCCACCAAGCCCCAGGACUACGACAAGCAUUGCCACGUCAUCCACUGGAUCAACUCUCUCAACAACAACAACAACAGUAGCAACAACAACAACAACAACAGCAACAACAACAAAAUCUACAACACCCACGGAGAGAGUGACUAGUAGAAUUCCAACAACCACAACAGCAAUUCCAGAGGUGACGACAGAGGAUAGACUCAGCACGCUUUCAACAACUGCAAGGACACCUCGACCCAGUACUCAAACCACUGCUGUGAGGCCGGUGACCUUACAUCCACAUACGGACACCACCAGAGUUCCUCCAGUAACAGGGAGGGUCGAGGUGUCGACAACAGCAGCCACCACAUCCCGGCCCUCGCCAUGGUCACCCGUAGUCUACACAACCUCCACCCCAGCGACCUCAAGACCAAGCACUCCUGCAGAGAGGGUCACCACCAGAGUGACCCCUACUACCCAAACUACACGGACCACGACAGCGCUUCGAACGACGUCCAGAGUCACUCCGUCCACGGCAGCGUCCCCUGGAACCCCCACUGAGACAACCACUGCAGGCACCACCAUUGCCAGAAUCACAGAAUCCACAACAACAACAACAACAACAACAACACCAACAACACCAACAUCACCAACAUCACCAACAACAUCACCAACAACAACACCAACAUCACCAACAUCACCAACAACAUCACCAACAUCACCAACAACAACACCAACAUCACCAACAUCACCAACAACAUCACCAACAUCACCAACAACAACAACAACAACAACAACAACGCCUUUGUCUUCCACGUCCACAGUGAGGCCGCCCCCCGGUUCCCCGACGGCAUCAGAGUCUGUGUCGCCAACCCACACUCCUCGCACCACCAUUAGAUCCGUAAUUACGGAGCUCACGACUGAAACUGUGGAGACACUGCCUACAAAGACCAUGACAGUAUCCUCAACGCCAGUGGUCACUUUGACAUCAACAGUAGCACGACCCAAACUGACCAACACCACCACCACCACCACCUCCGCCGAGAAGGUAUCGACCACAGAAGGAACUACCUCUGCCUCCACACCUACGCUGGCUAUUCGCCCCACUCCAGAAGCCACUUCAGCACUGACUGGAAAGUCCACUCUUGGGCCAGACGGAGUGACGACAUCCACCUCUUCAGCACCAGUGACCUCUACUCUUCCCACGCCACUCUCCACCAGAGCAACCGAACCCGUGAGGUCAACAGAGACAUCGUGGUCACCCGUCACUCGGUCCACCUCAGAAGAGUCUUCCGAGGCCCCAGAAACACCCGCUGCUUCAGGGGAACCCACCACCAUGACUGCCCCAUCUACCAGGAUGUGCACACCACCGUACUCAGAAAUGAUUGAUGAAUGUACCAAGUACAUUUGUGUUGGUGGACAACUGGUUUUGUUCAACAAGUCUCAGAGUUGCCCAUAUGACUCCGUUCCCCCUAACUGUGGCCUUCUGGGAUUUGCUAUUCUCGUGAAUGGAGACAAGUGCUGUCCUAAAUGGGAUUGUCCAUGUCGCUGUUCUGUUUUCCCUGACCUUAAUGUCAUCACCUUCGAUGGCAACAGCGUGGCCAUCUACAAAGCAGCCUCCUAUGUGGUGACCCAGCUGCCCAAUGAGACUGUCAGCAUUCUAGUCCAAGAGUGCCCAGUUUCAGAUACGCUACUGUGGAACUUCACAAAUCUCUGUCUGGUAGCUCUGAACAUAACACACAAAUCACACAAUGUCCUCAUCAACAGACUCCAGAGAAGGUUAUAUGUGAACUCCAGGUAUGCCAAGCCCCGCUUUAGGAAGCAUGGGUUUGAGAUCCUGGACACGGGCAACAUGUAUCUGAUCAGGACUCCUACAGGACUGAAGAUCCAGUGGUUUCAUAGCACUGGCAUGAUGGUGCUGGAAACGGACACAUACAACAAGAAACUGCCCACCAUGGGCCUAUGUGGUUGCUGUGAUGGCAACCCAGCUAAUGACCUGACCCUUUCCAACGGCACCACGGUGGGGGAGAGCGAGGACCCCGCCGUGUUCAUCGACAGCUGGCAGCUCCCAAACACCACCAGCUACGUCAGCCAGAGCCGCAGGCGCGAGGUCAACUGCUCCACCAGCGACUGCUCCCAGUGCCUGGACAUGCUGCACAACAACAGCUUCACGCCCUGCCAUGACUACGUUCCACCUGCGACAUUCUGUGAACUGUGGGUACGAGAUGCGGAGUAUGUCAACAAUCCAUGUGUGGCACUGGCUGCGUAUGUUGCCUCUUGUCACAAGUUCAAUGUCUGCAUUGAAUGGAGGAGCCCUGACUACUGCCCCUUCCACUGCCCUGAGACUCUGCGCUACCAGGCCUGUCUGACCACGUGCACGGCACAGUCGUGCCCCAAUCAUGAGUUUGAGUAUGACCCUGAGCAGUGCUCCGGCCUGACUGAGGGCUGUGUGUGUCCAGAGGGGACCCUUCUUCACCGGCCCUACUCAUCCCUCUGCAUUCCGCCCAGCAAGUGUGCAUGCACGGACAGCUUCGGGACGCCGCGUGCCGUGGGGGAGGUGUGGAAGGCCUCCAAAGAUGGCUGCUGCAUGUACAGGUGUGAGAACGACACCAUCGUGCCGGUGGAGUACAACUGCACGGAAACGCCUCCCCUCGAGUGCAAGAGAGCAGGAGAGGUGGUCAUCAGCCUGGCCGAUGACAAGAGCUGCUGCCCACAGAAAGCCUGUGUGUGUAACCAGACUCUUUGUGAUGCUGCACCUCCUGAGUGUAAGUUUGGAGAGAGGGUGGUGUCGUACUUCAGAGAAGACUCCUGCUGCCCCGACUAUGCCUGUGAGUGUGACACUGAGCUGUGUGAGACAGAGGUGCCACCCUGUCGGGACGACCAGACCUUAAUCGCCACAAAGGCUGAUGGGAGCUGCUGCCUGGCGUACAUCUGCAUAUGUGACACAUGCCCAGAAAUUAUUCCAAAAUGUGAGGAGGGGGAGCUGCUGACGGUGGAUGCUAACAGCACUGAUCGCUGCUGCCCGGCCUAUCAAUGUGUUUGUGAGCCAUUCCGCUGUGCAGAAUUCUCCUGUCCGCUGGGUAUGGCUGUAUCUGUAGACAGCCUGCCAGGCCGCUGCUGCCCCCAGCACACAUGUGAGUGUGCAUGUGACAAGCUUCCAAGUCUGAAAUGUGCGCUGGGAGAGAUCAUGCAGCCUGACAGAUCAUAUCAGUUUGACCCCAUUAACCAGUGCGGUUGUAAGAAAUACAAGUGUGUGCGAGACGCUGUCUGUGUGAACGGGGAGAGGGGUGUGAUGCGGCCGGGUCAGACCCUGGUGGAGCACAGCGAUCAGGGCGUGUGUUCCACCACACACUGCACACACACACUAGACCCGCUCUCCGGCUACCACCUCAUACGGACCACCAGCACUAACUGCUCUGCUCAGUGCUACCCGAAUCAGAUCUACAUCCCACCCAAAGACCUGUCCUCGUGCUGUGGGGUCUGUAGGAACAUCUCCUGCCUCUACAAGAAUGAAAAUGGCUCCGUCACUCUGUAUAAGCCAGGGAAGACGUGGGUGUCCGAUUGCAUGAGGUAUGAGUGUGCAGGGACCCAGUCUGGGCCCACCCUCAUCUCCUACUCCUACAGCUGCCCCCCCUUCAAUGAGACCGAGUGCAUGAAGAUUGGUGGUACCAUAGUAAGUUACAUGGAUGGAUGCUGUAGAACAUGUAAAGAAGAUGGCAAGUCAUGCCAGAAGGUAACUGUAAGGAUGACGAUCAGAAAGAAUGACUGUCGAAGCAACAGACCGGUGAACAUAGUGUCAUGUGACGGGAAGUGCCCCUCAGCUAGCAUAUACAACUACAACAUCAACACGUACGCACGCUUCUGCAAGUGCUGUCGUGAGAUGGGUCUGCAGCGGCGCACCGUCCAGCUCUACUGCAGCGGCAACUCCACCUGGGUCAACUACUCCAUCCAGGAGCCCACUGACUGCUCCUGCCAGUGGUCGUAGGUACGCCACCACUCCCCCUCCACCCAGUAGGUCUUCCAGUGCCAGGGGGCACCUGUCUCACGCCAUGCCAUCCCAACCUAGAGCUGGCACUACAGGGGGGCAGACCAGCUAGUGCCAGGGCCAAGUGAGACACUUCAGAGUAGGGAUGCCAUGCCGGUCUGAACAUCAGGGCCUGCUUUUGGUGACACAUUAACACUGAGGUUUGUUUUUGAAAUGGUGGCAUAUUUAUUUGACAGAAAUUCAAAACUGUAAUGUACAGGUAGUAAGACUGGACGUUAGGUUGAGGUCAGGUAUCUGAAAUUGCAGAUUAUCACACUGGGUCUUGGCCCACACUGGGGUUGCAACACAAACAGGACCCACAGGCCUGAGAUAUACAUUUGUUUCCCUUGAUUAGAUUCAAAGCAAACCCUAUUUUAAUGGUUACCUCCUCUCCCCAAAAAUGUGGUGUCUGAAAAAAGGCCAGGAUAUCCACACACAAAAGAAAUUUUGAAGACCAUUUUAAUUAUUCAUUUAUUGCAGAGGCCAAAAAAGAAGGUGCUUCACAUUUUUAGAAUUCUGUAAGGAGUAUAUGUGUGUCUAAAGAAAAACUGUAAUAUUAUAAUCAACACCAGUACCAAUAUGAAAAGAACUAGUCUUAGAGCACUUAUCUGGAAAGUCUCGCCAAAUAAACAGCAUUGUUAGAUAAAGAACCUAGGCAUUUGUACAGCAAACUGGGACAUUCAUUAUGUUACAUUAUUAUAAAAUAAUAAUAUAUUAUAUUCAUUAUGAAAAUGGAGAGCUAAAUUUUGACCAACAGACCACAUCUGACAUACUAUGGUAACUUGUUAAUGGAUGUAGGUAUUGUGAUCCCUGAUCAUGACGAUGCACAGUGUGGAAUUAUUCAUUUGGACAGAACAGCUCUAUUUAAUUUAGCUGGGUUGACAGGGAAGCUUUAUAGGAUCAUAGCACAUUAAUCUCAUCCAACAGCACACUUCAAUUGUUUUGAAAUGUACAUAAACUAAUGUACUGGAUUUUGUUCCCAUUCAAAUAAUUUCUACAUUGGCAUAUUAUGAACUAUGUUAUGUUUUUAACCUUAGCUAUAAUAAUACCUCAAUGCACUGUAUAUUAAUGAUUUAAGAGGCUUUAUAACCAAAUUAGGAACAUUUUGUUAAAUUCAAAUCAAAGCUGUAUUUUGAGCACUUUAUUUAUUUAUUUACUGGCAUCAUAGAGCAAUAAUUCUCAAACUACAACCGUGCAUACAUUUAUUUUCGGCUCAAACCUUUUAUCUCCGCAGCUUUUUACAAACUUUAAAUGAAUGUCAGAGAUUGUAAAAAUACGCUGACAAGAAUAUUAAUAUCACAUUACAUUCACACCCAUAAUGAAAAAUUCUCUUCCAUAACAAAUACAGUAUUUCUUUCACAUCAUGUACACCAUACUGUACAAGCGCUUUGUCAUGAUUUGUGUGUGUGUGUUUGUUUGUAUGUUUGUGUGUGUAUGCGUAUAUGUAUGUGCAUUGAAUUUGGUAAUUGUCACAAAUUUUGAAAGCAACACCCAUAGUAAAAUAUGUGUACCAUAUUACAUGAAUAUUUGCAUUUCAA
Molecule: messenger RNA, 12005 nt
Organism: Alosa sapidissima (American shad)
Lineage: Eukaryota; Metazoa; Chordata; Actinopteri; Clupeiformes; Clupeidae
Gene: otog
Product: otogelin
Exons: 59
Coding region: 1-10428 (3475 amino acids)
Biological process (GO): L-arabinose metabolic process
Cellular component (GO): extracellular matrix
Molecular function (GO): protein binding; alpha-L-arabinofuranosidase activity
Source: RefSeq, a predicted model, not a curated record